UAUAUACCCUACCAGAUCCUUGAGACCGAGCAGGAAGCGGCCGAAGGGGAAUAAAGUCGAACGGAGAAGAGGGUUGAGAGAGCGAGAAAGGAGAGAGCGAUGGAUCCACAGUUGACGGAGGUGACACAGCUGUUCGGCCGAUUCAAAGCCGCCUUCAUAAGGAACGAUUUCGGGACUUGCACCAAUCUCCUCUCCCAACUCAAGGUCUUAUUGACAAAAUUUCCUAGCCUGCCACCAUCAUUUCAACAAACACCUAAUGCUGUUGAGGAGCUGACAAUAGCAAGGGAUAUAUAUGAGCAUGCUGUUGUUUUGAGCGUGAAAACUGAAGACCAAGAUGCCUUUGAGAGAGAUUUCUUUCAGCUGAAACCUUAUUACACUGAUACAUGCGGUAUUAUUCCUCCAUCACCGCAAGAGUACCCAAUCUUGGGCCUUAAUCUUCUAAGGCUCCUUGUUCAGAACAGAAUAGCUGAAUUCCACACAGAACUAGAGCUCCUUCCACCUAGCGCUCUAGAGAAUCCUUGUAUUAAGCAUGCUGUGGAACUGGAACAAUCAUUCAUGGAAGGUGCUUACAACCGUGUCUUAAGUGCCAGACUAACCGUUCCACAUGAAACUUACGUUUAUUUCAUGGAUCUUCUUGCAAAGACUGUAAGAGAUGAAAUAGCUGGUUGCAGUGAGAAAGCUUAUGAUUAUUUAUCAAUUAAUGAUGCAAAGAAGAUUCUGAUGUUCUCCUCUGAUCAAGAGCUUUCUGAAUAUAUUACAGAGGAGCACCCUGGAUGGGAGAUUAAGGAUGGCUGCGUGUUCUUCCAAAAGGCAAAGGAAUCACAACCAUGCAAGGAAAUACCAUCACUGCAACUAAUCAACCAAACACUGAGUUACGCAAGAGAGUUAGAGCGAAUAGUGUAACUCCUUUCUAAAACAACAUCAACAAUAUCUGUCAGGCUUUGUUGCUGUUGAAUUGUUGUUAUCAUGAUGCACUGUAAAAUCUAGUUUCUUAAACUGCAGUCCACUCGUGUUUGAGUUUGAUUUGAUGAACAAUAUAACUCUUCUUUUUCUCUUUCCUUUCCGCUCUGCUUAUUGAGAGAGCAUUUGUUCUUCCAUUGAAUGAAAAAGAAUCUGAAUCUAUAAUUUUGAACUA
This is a messenger RNA of Elaeis guineensis (African oil palm), 1135 nucleotides long. RefSeq names its product 26S proteasome non-ATPase regulatory subunit 8 homolog A. Gene Ontology annotation, cellular component: proteasome regulatory particle, lid subcomplex; proteasome regulatory particle; nucleus. Gene Ontology annotation, biological process: proteasome-mediated ubiquitin-dependent protein catabolic process. NCBI's taxonomy places the organism in Eukaryota, Viridiplantae, Streptophyta, Magnoliopsida, Arecales, Arecaceae. The record is from RefSeq and is a predicted model, not a curated record.